CAACAAAAACAACGAAAAUCACCACAAAGUUGGCCAACAUUUUUGGCCAUUUGCAGUGUAUACCUCUGUUGCCUGAUGCACAUUACCUCCGCACAUGUGGCGCUAACAUAUCCACCUGCACGAAAAUACGAUUUAGAUUUUUUGGAUAAUUCACGUACCAAAGGACCAUGCGGUAUGCCGAAAGGUUCCAUAAGAACGUCACUCUUGGCUGGCACCAAAUUUAAUGUAACAUGGCAUUUGGCAUAUCCCCACAGGGGAGGUUUUCGUCUACAAUUAUUGGAUAACUUUGAGAGGCCAAUGAUUGAGUUGACUCCGCAAGUCGAUGGCAAUGGAUUCCUUAAACACGAUUUCACGGCUCAAAGCUAUGAGGUCUCACUUCCCGCUGACAUGGAAUGUCGCAACUGUUCCAUUCGUCUGCUGCGUCAAGCUGUGGAAUGGUCCACCGAUUAUCUUUUCUGGUCUUGUGCUGAUAUUGAUAUUCUCACUCGCAAAGAUUUCAGAGAAACGUGCUCCGGCAAUGGCAAAUACUUCCCUUCACGUUGUAAGUGUGAAAAGGGUUUCUAUGGACCCCAGUGCCAAUAUAGAGAUGAGUGUACCGCUAAUGCCGAUUGUGGUAUCCAGGGAAAAUGUAUUGACAUAAAAGGAACCACAUUGCCACGAAAACAAUGUUUCUGUAAUUUCGGUUGGUUUGGACCGGGUUGUAAUAAGAGAUCACCCUACAAAACAACUGAAAUGGACUUAUCUGCAUACUCGAUGAAACAAUUGUCACCCGAUUAUCGGAUGUAUUGGCGUUUGCUGGAGGAACAAAAGGAAAUAGAAAUUGUAUUGAAAGUAAACAGUACAACAUGGGUCGGUGUUGGCUGGAGACCACGAUCAUCGACUAAGGAAUGUAAAAAUUUCCCCUUAAUUCGUGAUAUUGGAGACUUGACCACAACUAUCGAAAGCUCCGGCUCCGCUUCUGCUGAACCAGAACCAAAAUCCGAACCCGAGCCGUCAUCAGAACCUGAACCUAAAUCCGAACCUGAACCAUCCUCUGAACCUGAACCUAAAUCCGAACCAGAGCCUUCUUCGGAGCCUGAGCCUAAAUCUGAACCAGAACCCUCAUCUGAACCUGAAUCCAAAUCAGAACCAGAACCUCAAUCGGAGCCGGAGCCAAAAUCCGAACCCGAACCUACUUCAGAACCUGAACCUAAAUCUGAACCUGAACCCAAGUCUGAACCUGAACCAAAAUCCGAACCGGAACCUACUUCUGAACCUGAACCCACAUCUGAACCGGAACCGAAAUCGGAACCAGAACCUUCAUCAGAGCCGGAACCCAAAUCGGAACCAGAGCCAUCAUCUGAACCUGAGCCUAAAUCUGAACCAGAACCAUCAUCUGAACCUGAGCCAAAAUCUGAACCAGAACCAUCCUCUGAACCUGAGCCAAAAUCCGAACCAGAACCAUCAUCGGAACCUGAACCAAAAUCCGAACCAGAACCAUCAUCGGAACCUGAACCAUCCUCGGAACCGGAGCCUAAAUCUGAACCAGAACCAUCCUCGGAACCUGAGCCUAAAUCUGAACCAGAACCUUCAUCUGAGCCGGAACCAAAAUCAGAACCAGAACCUUCAUCAGAACCGGAACCCAGAUCAAACGGUAGACCAAAACCUAAGCCAUUCUCAAAACCCCAACAAGAGCCCUCUGCUGAACCUGAACCAAAAUCUGCACCUAUCAAACAAAAUGUAGCACCAGUAAAGAAGAAUCCAGAUGCCAAGUACAAAUUGAAUCCCUAUACUCCCCGACACGACUUUAAUCCCAUGGACUGUACCGAUGUUGUCAUUGGUACUGCACGAGACAUGUAUAGCCGAAUUGGCGAUUAUUACAGCAGAGAUAGAUCCACUCCACGUCUUGACGAAGUAUUUGGCGGUAAACAAGAUUUGACCCUAGCUACUGGCUACGAAAAGGACGGCGUCACCACAAUUAUAUUCCGCAAAAAAAUAACUGCAACCGAACCCACCGAUCACUCCCUGACUGAUGGCUUAACUCAUGUAAUUUGGGCCAGGGGUCAGGAAUUCGACAAAUAUGUUCAUGUACCACCCUCAGGUAUGGAAGCUGAUAUGGAUUCGAUGAAAGAGUUCUAUUACCAGGAUGAAUUGAAAUAUCAUGGUCAUAAUAUGCAACGCGGUGUUGCCCUAAUCAACUUCUUCGAAAAAGAAAAGCCCAAAACAAUCGAUGGGGAACCGGAUGAAUCAGCAAAUGUUUUGGACAAUGAUUGCUAUGGUCACUGGAAAUAUCCCGCAAAUUGUUCGCCACAGAAUCACACAUGCGAAUACUAUGCCUCGUGGGAGACCAUUGGACGUGGCGAUGAAAUGCGUUGGCACAUUGAAACUAGCAAUACCCAAACAUGGACCGGUAUUGGUUUCAGUAACGAUGAGAAGAUGUCCCAAACGGAUUCCAUCAUCGGUUGGGUUGAUCGCAAUGGACGUCCAUUCCUAAUGGAUACCUGGAUAAAUGGAUACUCUUCGCCCAAAUUGGAUGAUCGUCAAGAUCUUUACAAUGCCGAAGGUCGCAUUGAAAAGGGUGUUACAAUUUUGGAAUUUACCCGCAAACGUAUUAGUAAUGAUCCACAGGAUCUAUCAUUUACCGAUGAUCAUUGUCUCUAUCUGUUCUUCCCCGUUUUGGGUGGGGCAUUCAAUGCUGUCAACAAAAAAAUAAGGAAACAUGAAAAUAUUCCAGUCGUGUCGCCAAUUCGUGUUUGCAUCAAAUCUUGUGGAAAGGAAUUGUUAGAUGUCAGUAACGCUCCAACAACACCGGCACCAAAUCGUUUAGUAUACGCCGUUGGUGUUAAGCUGAUGAAUCUUGCGGAAUCCUUUGAAGCUCCGGCUCCUGGUACAGACGAAUUUAAAACAUUGGCUGCUACAAUUUCGGAUUCAUUCAAUGGAGUUUUGAACAACAUACCAGGCUAUUAUAAAACAGAUAUUUUAGGUUUUGAAAAGGAUGGCGCUACAUCGAUGAUUGCUAAAUUGCAAGCCAUGUUCGAUAAGGAUGACUACGAAAAGGGUUAUGCUGUCACAACAAACAAUAUUCCAUUGGAAGAGUCCAUGAAGAAUGGCGAAGUUAUUGAAAUGGCCCUCAGAGAAACAAUCGCCUCAGGCAAAGUUGGUUCACUGACCGUUGAUCCACAAUUUUUGGAUUUCAAAGCCUUGGAAUAUAAAUCAAUUUCCGAUUCCGACGAUGUUAAAUUGUCAUUCUUCGAAUUGUCGGAAGUACGUCUGUAUAUUGUAUUGGGUCUAAUCGCUGCUUUGGUUUUCAUAGCAUUGAUUCAAGCCUCGUGCACCAUAUACAAGACAUCGCGAAAGAAUAAAUCGAAUAAGGAAAAUCUAAUCCAAAAUUCAGCAUGGAAAGAAUAUUCAUCGAACACAAACUAUGCCUUCGAUCCAUAUGGUGAAACCGAAGAAAAGAACGGCAACGGUACAUCGCAUAAAGACAAAUCUUCCCGUAAUCGUCCGUCCAGCAGUCAACAGACCACAUUACAAAUGUCCCAUUCGCCCACCAACAAAUCACAAAUGUACAAUGGCAAUGCAGGCAGCAAUGGCAACAGUACCCAAGAAUAUCGCAGCAAUGGUCGCUCACAUCGUAGCGAUCGCGAAAGAAAUGGUCACGGCCAUAACAAUGAUCAUCAGACCGCAUCGGCGUCCUAUUCGCGCGGUGGUGGCAGUUCGUAUGCCGAUCGAGCCUAUUCGCUGCCUCGUCAACAACAUAUGCAACAGCAAGCAAAUAUGCAACCUUCGGGGUAUUAUACACAAGAUCGACGUGAUCGUAGUGGCCAUAGAAAUGGCGCCCAAUAUCGUGAUCGAUCACGUGAAGAUCCACGCUUAGUGUCGAAUGGUGGUGCCGAUACACCUGACUUUUAUUUUAUGCCAUCACAGCGUAAAUAUUCGGGUGAAGUGGUACGUGUCUAUGUAGAUUAUAACAAGGAUCCAAAACAUUAAAUGUUGUCUGCAAAUAGAAGUGGUGCGUUGAG
Messenger RNA from Musca vetustissima, 4001 nucleotides. RefSeq lists its product as uncharacterized. Bases 76 to 3969 code for a protein of 1297 amino acids. The record is from RefSeq and is a predicted model, not a curated record. NCBI's taxonomy places the organism in Eukaryota, Metazoa, Arthropoda, Insecta, Diptera, Muscidae. The transcript has 12 exons.